GUCUUCAGUUUUGCUGGUGAAGCCUGUAAGAAUGUGAUGUUAAAUGUGCCUUCUAAACUAGAGGCAGACAAACUGAUUGGCAGAGUUAAUUGGAAAGAGUGCUUCGGGUCUGCAAACCUCAUCCAGUCACGUGACCCCAACUUCAGAGUGCUGCAGGAUGGGUCAGUGUACACAGCCAGGGCUGUUGUGCUGUCUGAUGAGAAGCGCGCAUUCUCCGUAUGGCUUUGUGAUACGGAGACAGAGACACAGAAGGAGCUAACUGUGGUCCUGGAACAUCAGAAGAAGAUAUUGAAGAAAAGACACACUAAAGAAACUGUCCUCAGGAGAUCCAAGAGGAGAUGGGCACCCAUUCCUUGUUCAAUGCAAGAGAAUUCCUUGGGCCCCUUCCCUUUGUUUCUUCAACAGGUUCAGUCUGAUGCAGCCCAGAACUAUACCGUCUUCUACUCAAUAAGUGGACGUGGUGUUGACCAAGAACCUUUAAAUUUGUUUUUCAUAGAAAGAGACACUGGGAAUCUGUAUUGUACUCGGCCAGUGGAUCGUGAGGAAUAUGAUGUUUUUGAUUUGAUUGCCUAUGCAUCCACUACUGAUGGGUAUUCAGCAGAUUUACCUCUUCCACUGACCAUCAGAGUAGAGGAUGAAAAUGACAACCAUCCUGUUUUCACAGAAGCAAUUUAUAACUUUGAGGUUCCAGAAAGUAGUAGACUUGGAACUACAGUGGGUGUGGUUUGUGCCACAGAUCGAGAUGAACCAGACACGAUGCACACACGCUUGAAGUACAGCAUUUUGGAGCAGACACCGAGAUCCCCUGGUCUCUUUUCCGUGCAUCCCAACACGGGUGUCAUCACCACGGUCUCUCAUUAUCUGGACAGAGAGGUUGUAGAUAGAUAUACAUUGAUAAUGAAAGUUCAAGACAUGGAUGGUCAAUUUUUUGGCUUGAUGGCGACAUCCACUUGUAUUAUAACAGUAAAAGAUUCAAAUGACAAUGCACCCACAUUUAGACAAAAUACUUAUGAAACGUCAGUGGAGGAAAAUACAUAUAAUAUGGAAAUCUUACGAAUUCCUAUAGAUGAUAAGGAUUUAGUGAACACUGCCAACUGGAGGGCCAAUUUUACCAUUUUAAAGGGAAAUGAAAAUGGAUACUUCAAAAUUAGUACAGACCAAGCAACUAACGAAGGUGUUCUGUGUGUUGUGAAGCCACUGAACUUUGAAGAAAACCGUCAGGUGGUCCUAGAAAUUGGAGUAAACAAUGAAGCUCCAUUUACUAGAGAAGUAACCAGAGUGACAUCCAUGAACCGAGCCUUGGUCACAGUUCAUGUGACGGAUCAGGACGAGGGGCCUGAAUGCAACCCUGCAGCUCAGUAUCUGCGGAUUAAGGAAAACUCAGCAGUAGGUUCAAAGAUCAAUGGUUACAAGGCCUAUGACCCUGAAUCUAAAAGCAGCGAUGGUCUCAGGUACAAAAAAUUGCAUGAUCCUAAAGAGUGGAUCAAAAUUGAUGAAACUUCGGGGAUAGUCACAGUUUCCAAAAUUUUGGACAGAGAGGCUGCAGCUCCCCAGAAUAACUUAUACAAUGUCACGGUGCUGGCAAUAGACAAAGAUGGUAGAUCCUGUACUGGAACACUUGCAGUGACCAUUGAAGAUGUGAAUGACAAUGCACCAGAAAUACUUCAAGAUUAUGUCGUCAUUUGCAAACAAAAGAUGGCAUAUACUGACAUUUCAGCUCUUGACCCUGACGAACCGAUCUAUGGAGCUCCAUUUCAUUUCAGCUUGGCAAACCCAUCUUCGGAAGUCAAUAAAAUAUGGACCCUCAGCAAAGUUAACGAUACAGCUGCCCGUCUGUCAUAUCAGAAAAAUGCCCAACUUCGAGAAUAUACAGUUCCUAUUACUGUGAAGGACAGUGGAGGCCAAUCCGCAACCAAAGUGCUGAGAGUCAACCUGUGUGACUGUAGUCACCCGAGUGAGUGCGUCUCCACCGCAAGGAGCUCAAGAGUAGAGCUGGGCAAGUGGGCCAUCCUUGCCAUAUUACUGGGCAUAGCACUGCUGCUUUCUGUACUGCUAACUUUAGUAUGUGGAGUUGUUAGCACCAGAAAAGGAAAACAAUUUCCUGAAGAUUUAGCACAGCAAAACUUAAUUAUAUCCAAUACAGAAGCACCUGGAGAUGAUAGAGUGUGUUCCGCCAAUGGGUUCACAACCCAGACCGCCAACAACUGCAGCCAGCGGUUUUGUGGCACGGUGGGAUCGGGAAUGAGAAAUGGAGGGCAGGAAACCAUAGAGAUGGUGAAAGGAGGACAGCACACCUUGGACUCCUGCCGCAGUUCCGGGCACCACCACACCCUGGACCCCUGCCGGGGAGGGCACGUGGAGACGGAGAACUCUCGGUACACGUACUCUGAGUGGCACAAUUUCACCCAGCCCCGCCUCGGUGAGAAGUUGCACGUAUGUAACCACAAUGAAGAGCAGGUGCCAUCACAAGACUACGUGCUCACGUACAGCUACGAAGGACGGGGAUCCCCAGCCGGCUCUGUAGGUUGCUGCAGUGAAAAACAGGAAGAAGAAGGACUUGACUUUUUAAAUAAUUUGGAACCCAAGUUUCUUACCUUAGCGGAAACAUGCACAAAGAGAUAAUGUCACAGCUGCUAUCAUUAGACGUGUCCUUGCCAGUCAUUCUAGAAGUUUCCAAACAAUGAUAUUGUGAAAUUCAGUUAUAGAUUGCAUACAGAUGGUCCCUCACUUAACCACGGGUUGACUUAGGAUGUUUUGUUUUUACAAAUGGGUGAAGUUGAUACAUAUUCAGGAGAAACUACUUUGAAUUCUGAAUUUGGCACUUUUCUUGGGCUAGUGAUGUGCUGUCUAAUAUUCUCUUGUUAAGCUGCUGCUGGAGCUACAGCUCUCCACCAGCCACAGGAUCAUGAGGGGAAACAGAUUAUGCCCUGAAAUGUGCUGCGGCUGAGCUAUGAUGCUCAGUAGGUUAAUUUUAUUGAAUGCGUUUUCAAUUUACCAACAUUUUACAUUUAUGAUUGCUUUAGUGGGACACAACCACAUAAUAAGUAGAGAAGCAUCUGUAUAUAGAAUAUAUUUUUCUAAAUUUAUAAUUAUGCCACUUAUGAAUUUGUGUUUUAAAAUUUUUUUGCUUAUCUUUUGCAAUAAAUCAAAAUGUUAAAAUAUACAGCUAGCAAAUUGCAUCCCAUAGUAGUGGAAUAAGAGUCCAAAAAGGAUCUGCUGUUCUUUACAGAUAUUUUCCUAAUGUGUUAAGUAAAUACUCGUCCAAAAAUGGCUUAGCUAUGCUGAUAUCUCUUUAUGAUAUACUCACAUCGUGUGCCAGUUAUAAUACAGGUAAGAAAUUAAGUACCACUAUUUGAAGACAGUUUUAUGCAAGAAAAUAUUGAGACAAAAUUAAAUAAAGAUUUUUGCAGCUCUGAAGAAUUGGUGCUAGCCCUACCCACCAACUUCAUUAUCAAAUUCUUCAUUUAAUUUUGAAAGCAAAGUUUGUAUAGGAGCAGUAUUGGAAAUGAAUGUGUAUGUAACCUUAUUGUAUAGUUGUAAAAUUACUCUACGAGUGUAUAAAAUUAGUAAUCAACGCAACCUUUGCAAUGAAACAAAAACAAAGAGGAAAACGUCAGUGAUUUAAAAUAAGCCUGGAUGUGGUUUAUUUUAUAGUAAAAAUCCAGGGUUUAGGAAAGGCAGAGCUUCCUGAGUACUGAGUCAUAACUGAACUUAUCGGAAAGUAGUUGGUGUCCACUUGUGCAAACUGUUUACACUUGGAAACAAAUUACACUCUUUUGUUGUAAGUGGGAAAGAACUAGGGAACCAGCUGAGUGGUUGGAUUUGCUUUGCUAUGUAAAUAUUUCUGUAUCCACAGAUUAGAAACAAACUGGGGAAUAAGAAUCACACUUAAGGCUCUUUGCUUGCUGAGGGCUAAGUUUCAGAGAUGAAGUGUUUUUCUUAGGAGCUAAUACUAAAAACUUAAGAAAAAAACAAACCUUAUGUCUGCUGAAAUUAAAUCCUUGAUUGCCAUUUUCUCUGUCUCUCCUAUCUGUGAACUUUCUUUUUUGUUAGAGCCGAAUAACCGUGUCUUUCCGGGCAGUAUGGAGGCUACCUGGGGCAGGAAGGCAAAUUGUACUGAAGCUGUUGGGUGGGAGGUGACUGCUCCUAGACUAAAGUCCGCAGACCGAGCCUGCUUGCACUGUGCUGUACUCAGGAGCUGGCACCUGCAGAGUGUCCUUCCUCUCUACUCACGCCCUGUUCUAAAGUGGCACUGCGUGAUUCAAGGAAAGCCAGCCUUGUGGGCCUCCUCCCUUCACCUCUCUGUCAACAUUGUCACAAGACCCCCAGCAGUGAUUCACUGGGGAGGAAAAUAUGCCAGAUGUUCACAAACCAUGCAGUAUGAAUGCACUUGUUGUCAAUUUGCCUUGUUAUGAGGAUUUUUAAAGUUAAGGCAAGAAAUAGGAAUUUCAAAUGCAUGAAAGAAAGCGGUCAAGUUGUCAUUUUAGAACACGAGGAGAAGAUGAGCCUAAGAGAUCAAACUGUCAUUUUGGAAGAGGGCUAUUUGGACAGUCAGGGAGCAACACGCAGACCCAGGGGGUUGAAGGGCCAGGAGAGAAGCCAAGAGGGGACGGGAGGAGCGCUGAGGGCAGUGUUGCCACUGCUUCAUACUUUGUAGGUCUGGCCCUGCCUUGGCCUCCCUUUCGUAAGCUAGUGCAGCUGUCCUUGGAUUUGGGUGACGUACCAGCCAACCCCUGCUCACUGCCUUUCCUUAUUUGGAGUGUGGAAUCAAGAAAAGGGCUGGCUGGGCGAUGAGUCUAAGGCAUUCAGGAUGGGUCUGAACUGGUCUUGUAGAAAAACAAGGCAUUCAUGAGGAAAGCGUCACUCCUUCUCUAGCCCUUUGGGCGCUAAGAAAGUCUUCAAUUAAAUGUGUAUGUAAAAUUCGGAUUUGAUCCUACAUUUUCUGGUUUUUCAUUUUUCCUGAAAUCUUAUACUCAUUUUCCUUUUGAAAUUCUUCUAAUUUUAACAUAAUAAUUUUAACAUAUAGUAUUGUUCUUUCCUCAUAUGCAUAAGGUGAAAAUUACAUGAUUUUAGUGUGUAAGAACAGGUCUUUUUAAAGCUUUCAGUUGUUUAUCUGGUGAAUGAUCUUUGGUUUUAUAUCUAAAUGUACAGUUUUUUUUCUUACAUUUAUAAAGAAGUAGGUAAGUGUCUAAAGUUUGGUAGGGUUUGUUUUGCGAUGUUUUAAUUUUGCCAUUAAAAGAAGUUACUUUGCAAGUCAAAAUAAACAAAAACUGUGUGUAAAGUAAUACACAUAUAGGAUAUAAUAAAACAAUUUUAACUUGG
Messenger RNA from Chinchilla lanigera (long-tailed chinchilla), 5322 nucleotides. It is a transcript of the gene Dsc3, whose product is annotated as desmocollin 3. Lineage: Eukaryota; Metazoa; Chordata; Mammalia; Rodentia; Chinchillidae. Gene Ontology annotation, cellular component: plasma membrane; desmosome. Gene Ontology annotation, biological process: homophilic cell-cell adhesion. Gene Ontology annotation, molecular function: calcium ion binding; gamma-catenin binding. The record is from RefSeq and is a predicted model, not a curated record.